GCCUCACCCUCCCCCAACUCUUGCAUAAUUUUCGAGAGACCUCACUUCACUUUCAAAGUUCGCUGAUUUAGGUCGGGUCUUCAAAAGUGGGAAAAAAGCCUCGUCAUGCAGUGUCCGUUCUUGAACCGCUUCACCGCCAGCUUCAUCCGCAACUACGCGGAGACGCUGUGCCAGUCCUACGGGAGCCACUGCCCCGUGGUCGGCAAGACCUUGGGUGCGGGCGAGAAGAAACUUUCACUCGUCGCCGCAAGUGUUACAAGGUCUUACUCGACGGGGGCUAAUGCAAGUGCUGGUGCCGCUGCUGGGGCCACUACUGGUGCCCUCGCAUCCGCUGACCCUGGGAAGGCUGCCUCCUCCUCGGAGACCUUUCCCUACGAGCGCUUCUUCAGCGAGCAGAUCAUGAAGAAGAAACGGGACCACUCCUACAGGGUCUUCAAGAAGGUCAACCGUCUGGCGGGCGACGGCCUGUUCCCCCACGCCCUGGAGUACUCGGAGCGAGCGGAGAAGCCCAUCACGGUGUGGUGCUCCAACGACUACCUGGGCAUGUCCGCCCAUCCGAGUGUUAAGAGAGCUGUUCAGGAGGCCCUCAAUAUGCACGGAUCGGGGGCGGGGGGCACCAGGAACAUCUCGGGCAACUCGCUCCAUCACGAGCGACUCGAGGAGAAGCUGGCCGAGCUCCACCAAAAGGAGGCCGCCCUGCUGUUCACCUCGUGCUUCGUGGCCAACGAUUCCACUCUCUUUACGCUCGCCAAGCUUCUACCUGGCUGCCAGAUCUUCUCGGAUGCGGGCAACCAUGCCUCCAUGAUCAUGGGCAUACGGAACAGCGGCGUGCCCAAGCACAUCUUCCGGCACAACGACGUGGACCACUUGCACCAGCUGCUGAAGCAAACGGACAAGAGCGUGCCCAAGAUCGUGGCAUUUGAAACGGUACAUUCCAUGACUGGGGCCAUCUGCCCGCUUGAGGAGCUGUUGGAAGUGGCGCACGAGUACGGGGCCAUCACGUUCAUCGACGAGGUGCACGCCGUGGGAUUGUACGGCGACCAUGGAGCCGGGGUCGGUGAGCGAGACGGGGUGCUGCACAAAAUGGACAUUAUAUCGGGAACCCUCGGCAAGGCGUUUGGCAACAUUGGCGGUUACAUAGCCGGGUCCGAAAAGCUGGUCGACAUGAUCCGAUCGUAUGCGGCUGGCUUUAUCUUCACCACCUCGCUGCCGCCCACUGUGCUCUGUGGGGCCCUGGAGGCUGUCAACAUCCUGGCAUCGGAGGAGGGUCGGCAGCUCCGCCACAUGCACCAGCGGAACGUGUCCUACCUGAAAAACUUGCUAAAACGAGAAGGUUUCCCCGUCGAAGAAACGCCCAGCCACAUCAUCCCCAUCAAGAUCGGAGACCCUCUGAAAAGCAGUCAAAUCUCAAACGUGUUAAUUGAACAAUUCGGACACUACCUGCAGUCGAUUAAUUACCCAACAGUAGCCCGCGGACAGGAGAAACUUCGACUAGCCCCCACUCCAUUCCACACUUUCGAAAUGAUGAACGCCCUGGUUACCGAUCUGAAGAAAGUGUGGGAAAUGGUGGACCUCUCGACAAACGUCCCGCUUUCGCCCAACGGAUGCAUGUUCUGCAACUCGGAGAGCUGCUGGCACCAGGACGCAUCCCCCGACCUGGAAUGUGGAAUCCCCAACUGCCCCCGCCUGGAAAUCUCGGUGGCCGCAUAGUUUCAUCUCAUGGACAACGCGUCUAACUGAAGCAUUCGAAAUAUUAGCUAUGCCUAAAAUUAUCUUUGUGGUUUUGGACAAAUAAACAAUGGUUUUGGUGCAAUAUA
Drosophila biarmipes is the source of this 1817-nucleotide messenger RNA. RefSeq names its product 5-aminolevulinate synthase, erythroid-specific, mitochondrial (gene Alas). Gene Ontology annotation, cellular component: mitochondrion. Bases 106 to 1710 code for a protein of 534 amino acids. The transcript is spliced from 2 exons. The record is from RefSeq and is a predicted model, not a curated record. Gene Ontology annotation, biological process: erythrocyte development; hemoglobin biosynthetic process; heme biosynthetic process. Gene Ontology annotation, molecular function: pyridoxal phosphate binding; 5-aminolevulinate synthase activity. NCBI's taxonomy places the organism in Eukaryota, Metazoa, Arthropoda, Insecta, Diptera, Drosophilidae.